AUGGCCAUUGCGACCAGAGCCUACGCCAAAAAAAGCAAGCGAUACUUCAGAAGUGCUGCGCCUCUGUCGAGCUCUUCCGCUCAAGCGAGACGGAGUUUCAAGAGCAUAUCAGACACCUACCGGGCAUGUAGCGGUCAAGACCACUUCACCCGGACCUCGGCGCUGGAUAUUCUCAAACAAGGCCAACUUCCUAUUGUGCCCACCGAGCGCCUGAGAGGACCAUACUUGUCAGGUGAACAGCGGAACGUCUUCGCCAUAUGUCAGUCGAUGCAUGCCUACAGCAACAUCGGUACACGGCACCCACCGCAGAGCAAGGCAUCACGCACCAAACGAGAAACGAAGCGACCGACGAAUCGUGGAACCGCGUCCUACACCAUCAGCACGGAUAUGCUUGAAUGA
This is a messenger RNA of Anthostomella pinea, 399 nucleotides long. The record is from the annotation of a GenBank genome assembly. Lineage: Eukaryota; Fungi; Ascomycota; Sordariomycetes; Xylariales; Xylariaceae.